This is a messenger RNA of Lichtheimia ornata, 1401 nucleotides long. RefSeq lists its product as uncharacterized. The record is from RefSeq and is a predicted model, not a curated record. Gene Ontology annotation, biological process: transport. The transcript has 10 exons. Gene Ontology annotation, cellular component: Golgi apparatus; membrane. The coding region runs from base 1 to 1401 and encodes 466 amino acids. NCBI's taxonomy places the organism in Eukaryota, Fungi, Mucoromycota, Mucoromycetes, Mucorales, Lichtheimiaceae.
AUGCGUUGGUCAUUCCUACUUGUUGCUCUCUUAUUAUACACCAUUGCAGCAGACGCAUUACUACCAGAACUGGUUCUCGACCAAGACGAUCGAAAAGCUGUACAAGUCGCAUCAUUUGGUUUCCUCACAGGUGGUCAACUCUCGCUGGAUCUUCGCGAUCUCGUGCUUUCCAAUGACAGUGAUACAGGCGAACUUGCAUUCUAUGUACGAAAGGCACGGCAGACAUUGAUGGAGGAAGAUACCAGGGACAAUGAUGGCCAAGACCAUGGCUCGAGCUCCGAACAGCCUACUUGUCUCUUGGAUAGGAGCUACGUCAAAGAAGAGAUCGAUGAUGGCACAAGCAUUGUGGAGAAACUAUCAACCAAAGAACGCACAUGGCAAACAUCCAUCGCUGUACAACCACAUGAAGAAGGAUUAUGGCAAGUUAUCUUUGUCAAUUGCAAACAACACUCGACCGUGUCUUUUCAUUUGACGGUGGACCCUGUCAAUCCUGGCAACAAUCAUCUUUCAGCAGGAGACACGCCACUUCCACUCGUUUAUGGCAUUUCUUCGGUGGCCUAUCUAUUGGUCGCAUUCUAUUGGUUGAGCUUGCUUGUUUUUCGAAAGGAUACCCGCGUUUUCCGUGCACAUUGGCUGAUGCUUGUGUUGGUCGUAUGCAUCCAUAUUGACAAGGCUUUACAUUCGGCGAAGUUCUAUUACAAAAAGAAAGGUGUCCUCACUGAAGGUUGGAGAAUUGGCUUUUAUAUCUUUGCAAGCGUCAAAGGAAUCCUCAGUAUCUUGAUCAUUAUACUUCUUGCCUCGGGAUGGAUGUUUAUCAAGCCCUUCCUUUCUUCCAAGGAUAAGCGUGUCAUUUCAAUCGUUGUUCCACUCCAAGUCUUGGCCAAUAUUGCAUCAGCCAUUGGUAAUGAAGCAGCUGUUGGAUCUACUGACCGGUCAUUCUGGAACAUGGUGCUACCGCUUAUUGACCUAGCAGGAUGUGGCGUCAUACUAUGGACUAUAUUGCAAACUCGAAAGCAUUUGGGUAGAGGGACAUCUGCUGAUGGAAAAGAGGCCGAUGUUUUGAACAAGUACAAGCUAUGGUCUUCCUUUUACAUUGUCACGUUGGUGUACAUUUACGUUACGCGCAUCAUUGUUCAAUUACUACAAGCAUCGUUACCUUUCCAAUACGUUACUUGGCUUGGAGAAGCGGUGGAUGAAACGGCAACAUUCCUCUUUUAUGUGUUCAUUGGAUACAAGUUCAGGCCUUAUCCCAACAAUCCUUACACUCAAGUACCCGAUGAUGAUGACGGCGAUAUAGAAACAAGAGCAAGUGGUGGUUCUCCCGAGAAUGAUGAUGCCAUGCGACUUUAUCCUGUAGCACGUGGCCGAUCAGCAGCAGAGAGCAAUGAAUCAUUGUCAUAG